AUGGCAGCACACUGGCCCGCCGCUCUCGUUCUGCUGCUCGCCGUCGCUGUCGUCGGCGAACCUGUCGCCGAUUCAGCGAUUCUCGAUGUUUCUGACGCUGCCACCGUCCCUGCCGCACGAGGCGCCGCCUUGAUCGCCGCGAGUAUCGGCGGUCGUAAGGGCGGCAGCGGCAUUGGUGGCAUUUCCGCGGUCGCCGCCGGCGGAAACGGCGGCGCCGUCGUCGUUGAGAGGAGCGACGCCGCGUGGCCGUUUGCAUGGGGUCGCAAUGCGAGCGACGGCGACGGCAGCGACGGCAACGGCGACGCGGGCGACGAUAGCAGCAAUGUGUUCAGCGAGUUCGGCGUCAUGGCGUGUAGCGCUGCGGGCUUGCUCCACUCCGACCGUGCAGGUUCCGCCAGAAGCGCUGCCUUAGGAUUCGCCGAUCAAGCUAAUUAUUCGAACGAAAGUGCUACUGCUGCUUCUGCCGCCGCCGCCGCCGAUGGCGGUGCUGCUGGUGCGCAGAGCGGCAAGGGCGGCGGGUUCACGGCGCCGAAGGACCAUCGGACGGAGCUGCGAUGGGACGUGUACAGCAUCAGCGGCCUCAUUCUCACUGCAUGCUGCGCGCUGCUGGCGAACGCGGCGGGGAUAGGCGGGGGGCCGUUCUACAUGCCGCUCUUCAACUCCUUCCUCGGAUUCACCGCCAAUGCCGCCACUGGCCUCUCGCACACCAUGGUCGCCUCCAGUGGUGUGGCGAGCACAUUCUACGGCUUGAUCCAGAGCAGCCCCGCGGAUCCAUCUCAGCCGUUGAUUGACCUGCGCCUGGCGCUCACCUUCACGCCCGCGCUGCUGCUGGGCGUCAGCUGUGGCGUGCUGCUCAACCCGCUCCUCCCGCCCUGGCUCCAGACGUCCCUACUGGCGGUACUGCUGGGGUACGUGGCGAGGGAGACGGGCAUCAAGGCGAGCAAGGCGUGGGAGAAGGAGACGCAAGCCGCUGCUGCCAGGCACAACCAGCAGCAGCAGCAGCAGCAGCAGCAGCAACAGCAACAGCAACAGCAGCCUUCCACCUCCUCCUCCUCCUCCUCCACCGCCUCUGCUUCCUCUAUCAACACACCGCUGCUUUCGCAGUCAGCAGCAGCAGCACCUGCUCCCUCCUCUGCCUCCUCAUCCUCCUCGCCGCCCGCCCAUGCUCAUUCCAAGCGGCGCUGGUUGGACCCAUCCAGCGGAUCUGGGCGGCUGUCGGACUUUGUGGCUCACACUGUCGCCCAGCUGCUGCCACUCGUGGGCCUUGGCGUGCUGUGGGUGGCAAUGAUGGCUCUCGAGCGUGGGCUGGCCGGCACCAGGCGGUGCAGCCGCCCGUUCUUCCUCUAUUGGGCGGCACAGACACUGCUGUGCUUCGCUGCCACUGCUGCCAUGGUGGCCUAUCAGGUUCGAGCGGCGUCCACCAAUCCGGAUGCGGAAGGGGCGUCGGCUCUCUCACGGGUGCUCAUGGCGGGGCAGGCAGAGGAGGAAGGGGGAGGCGAUGACGAAGUCUUGGAGGCUCGGAGGAAGCGAGCUGCCCGGAAAAUCUUCAAGGUGGUGGGGGUGAUGGUGGUGGCGGGAGUGAUGGCGGGGGUGCUGGGCAUUGGAGGGGCUCCUCUCUUCAACCCCUUCAUGCUCUCGCUCGGCAUUCCGCCCCAGAUCACAGCAUCAACGUCAGUGAUGAUGGUGCUGUUCGGCAGCAGCAGCGUGUCCCUCUCCUUCCUCUUCCUGCACCGACUCAACCUCGCCUACGCUGCCGUCUUCGCCCCCACCGCCUUCAUCGCCUCCCUCCUCGGAGUCACCAUAGUGGGCCGCAUCGUCAAGAGCACCGGCCGUGCCUCCAUCAUCAUUUUCAUUCUCACUGGAAUCAUUGCUGUGGGGACAGCGUUGACUGUUUUGCUGGGCGCGCCGAGGAUUUACGAUGAUGUGAUGAAUGGCAGGAACCUGUGGUUCCACUCGCUCUGCCCUGCCAAGAAAUGCCUGUGA
Closterium sp. Yama58-4 is the source of this 1983-nucleotide messenger RNA. The record is from the annotation of a GenBank genome assembly. NCBI's taxonomy places the organism in Eukaryota, Viridiplantae, Streptophyta, Zygnematophyceae, Desmidiales, Closteriaceae.